UAUAUAAAGUCUGUGGUUUUCUUUAUUUUGAUUUUUUAACCAAGUUUUCGAGCAAUAUACUUUACAUAGAUAUAAUAGUAAUCUUAUUAUUAUUCCUACUAUUAUACUUCAUGUAAACUUUCAGUGCUUAUAGCACUGUAUAGAAAAAUAAAGUUUUUAAUACUGUAACAUAGCGAUUAUUUCCUCUGUGUGGUAAUUGAUGGUACUUUAAAAAGACAUUAAUUACAACCUCAAAACGAUAUGACUACUGAAAACACAAAAGAUAUUGGUAAAAUAUGUAUUCCGGGUAUGAGGAUCAGUUUAUUAAACAAAGAAUUUAUAUCUGGACCCGGAACAUAUGAAUUGAAAGGUUAUAUUUAUGCUGCUCUGGCCGGUAUUUUGAAAAUGGAAAAAGAUGAGAAUACAAAGGCUACUAUAGUAUCAGUUGAAAGCCCAAGAACACCAAGUGUAUUACCAAAAACAGGGGACAUCAUAACAGGGAAAGUAACAGUAGUUAAUUCUCGUAUGGUCAAUUGCAUAAUAUUAUGUGUUGGGCCAUCUGUACUUGUCAGGCCAUACAGAGCUGUACUCAAGAAAGAAGAUAUAAAAGCUACAGAUAAAGAUCGAAUAGAUCCAUAUAAGUGUUUUCGCCCUGGUGAUGUAAUAUUGGCAAGAGUUUUACCUAUGACAGAAAUUCAUUGGUACCAUCUAUCAACAGCAGAAAAUGAGCUUGGUGUGGUUCUAGCAACAGCUGAAGGAUCACCUCAAGGAGUAAGCAUGAUACCUAUAAGUUGGUCAGAAAUGCAGUGUCCCAAGACUUUAGUGAAGGAACCUCGAAAGGUGGCCAGGGUCAUACCAGAGAACAUAAAUCAAGCAUUAUUUCCAGUAGAUAAAACACAAAAUAAAACAGAAGAAACACAGAAAUCAUAACAGUACUUAAAUAUAGUAUUAUAUAUAAAGC
Messenger RNA from Galleria mellonella (greater wax moth), 940 nucleotides. RefSeq names its product exosome complex component CSL4 (gene Csl4). Gene Ontology annotation, cellular component: nuclear exosome (RNase complex); cytoplasm. The record is from RefSeq and is a predicted model, not a curated record. Lineage: Eukaryota; Metazoa; Arthropoda; Insecta; Lepidoptera; Pyralidae. The coding region runs from base 241 to 909 and encodes 222 amino acids. Gene Ontology annotation, biological process: RNA processing. Gene Ontology annotation, molecular function: RNA binding. The transcript is spliced from 3 exons.